Messenger RNA from Cygnus olor (mute swan), 1447 nucleotides. RefSeq names its product sperm acrosome associated 6 (gene SPACA6). Bases 589 to 1167 code for a protein of 192 amino acids. Gene Ontology annotation, biological process: fusion of sperm to egg plasma membrane involved in single fertilization. The transcript has 6 exons. Lineage: Eukaryota; Metazoa; Chordata; Aves; Anseriformes; Anatidae. The record is from RefSeq and is a predicted model, not a curated record.
GGACACCCACCUCCCUGGGUACCCCCACCCUGACUGGCAUCCUCGGAACAACCAUCUCAGUGGAGAUCUCCGCCCUGAACAGGAUCCCAGAGCCCUCUGCGGACUCCCCCAUAAACCAAGGCCCUCACUCUGACACUGAACAGGACCCUUGGUAGCUGGUGACCCCUUUCCUAAAGAGGGACCCCACUUAGACAAGCAUCCUGGAGACCUUCAACCAUGCCAAGGUCUCCCCAGUCCUGACCUGGAACCCAGUCACCAUGCUCUGGCACCCCUCAACUCUGUCUGGCACUCCCCCAACUAUGACCUGGACCCCAAGUAUCUCUGGGAUUCCCAGCCUUGCCUGGAACACUGAUGAUCACCCAGCUCUGACCAGGAACACACUAGGGAAUUUCAACUCCCAGCCCUAUUCAAGAGACUGGGGAUCCCCAGGGAUACCUGACUCUUCCCAGAACCCCUAAACCAUGAUCAGGAUCCCAGCCCUUAGUGGAACCCUCCAUCCCUGAACCUCCAAUCCUGACCCUGUAGAGGUCCCAGUGCCUUGUACUGGUCUCAGGGUCAGGUCAGCGUGAGGCACUUCAGGAGAUCAUCAUGGAUGCCCUGCAUUUUCUGGAGAAGCAGAAGGAAAUAAGGUACCAGCCAGCUGCCCGCAUCUUCCAGUGUGCAACCUGCCGCCUUGUGGACUGCCAGUUCCCCCUGGACUGCCCAGUUCAAGAUGUGUGGGUCCACGAAGAUGAAGCCACCACUCUGCACUGUGAUGUGCCCUUUGCCGUCCCUCCAGACCUGCCCAUUACCUGGAUGUUUGCCAAGGAUAUACGCACGCAGGACCUAGCACUGUUCGAGGAACUGCAGGAGAGUUUGGGGGAACCUCCCAGUCUGACCCUCCAGGACCCCACUCUAGGAACCAUUGCCUGUCGCCUGGGGGCCCCAUCUGAGACCCUGGCCCGCAAGUACUUCUACCUCAAUGUAUCAGGGGGAAGUGUGGAGGCAGAGAAGGGACUCCAGGCCCACUUCAGAGCUGUGCUGCGCUGGCCCCACAGCAGUACCCCCCUGCAGCCCACAGUGUCACUGGAGCUGGGGCUGGCACUUGGCCUCAUGGGGCUAGUGCUGCUACUGGUGGCCUCUUGGUGGUGUUUCUGGAAACCUCCAGAGCCUCCCAGACCCCUGUGACUCCCAGGCAUCCCAAAGACCCAGACAACAGGGACCCCAAGGAGAGUUCAGAUUCACUUGGAUUUACACCACAGGAGCUUGACACAUGGAUCGAAUCCUGAGGAUCAAAAUAUUUAGAGCUGUUCUUCUUGCACUAGGACACGUGGGUCAUUCCCACUCUUUUCCUCUGUGGAGGGGUAGAGAACUUGACUCUGUUACAAAAUUAUAAUUUAUUACCUGUUAGCUGUUAUAAGUCUGGUUGCAUUCAUGGUACUGUACUAUCAUGAUUACAAAUUUACAA